UAUGACACUAAAGGAUCAACUACCUUGACGAACACAUCUACUCUCUGACAAUGAGACGCAAGAAAGCAUUACACGAGAUGGUGACUGUGCAGGGACUCACCCAAGUAUGUGACACAAGUUCCAAUAUUCUAAGACGUGGAGUCUGGCUCCUCAUCUUUUGUGGCGCACUUGCCUUCACGACGUUCAACAUCUACAAGCAAAUAUCGUUAUAUCUGUCUGCACCUGUCAACGUGAGAGUGGAUCAGAUCUUUGACAACAUCCUUUUGUUUCCAACCAUAACAAUCUGUAAUAACAACUACGCUAAGGGUUCACUGCUUGAUAUUUUUGGACUGGACCAUGUAAUUCCAGCGGUGUUUCCUUAUACUGACUUUGAUGAACAAUUACCAAAUGUUAACCUAAGUCAGCUGGACUUGUCUGCCAUAUAUGUUGACGGACAACUAUCAUUCAACUUGGGACACACCAUUGAAGAAGCUAUUGUUAAGUGUGACUGGGAGUCAGCGCCUUGUGGACAAGACGACUUUAUCUACAAAGAAACUGAUCUGGGCAAAUGUUUUACAUAUAACGUCAAUGGUUCUCUGCGGUCUCGGAACUCCGGGCGUGCCCAUGGGCUGCGCCUCUUGCUGAAUGUCCAGGAAGAGGAAUACACUCGGAGUAUUAACGGGUAUCUUGGAACAGGUUUCAUGAUUGCUGUUCACGCUCCGGAGGUGUCCCCAAUCAUGUCCGAGACGGGAAUAGCUGUAACUCCCGGCUUCCAGCACUUCAUGAGUAUCGGAGUAAAGAGGGUAACCGCAAAGGAGGGUGUAGGUGGCUGUGGCGAGAAGCCUCUGAAGUAUUUCACAGGGAACUAUUCCCGAGAUUCAUGCAGGAAGGAGUGUCAGAUGCGUUUUAUCGUCAGCAUGUGUAACUGCAAGGACAUUUCAAAUCCAAGCGAUGUUCCACUCUGCAAUCCCCAGCAAUACCAGGAAUGUUUAGUCCCAGCUCUUCAGCAGUAUCUGCAGACAGACACUGGGUGUGAAGCUGGAUGUCCUGAACCAUGUCAAUAUACCAGGUUCACCACCCAACACUCCAGCUCUCCACUGUCCAGGAACUACAUUACUGAGUACACCAAGGCCAAGGGUAAGACUGAAGAGUACUGGCGGAAGAAUCUUGUCAUUCUGGAGAUGUAUUUCAGCUCUUUGGCCUACGAAAACAUGGAGAAACAGCUGGGGUAUGAGAUCCUGGACCUGUUCUGUGACAUAGGCGGAGCACUGGGGCUGUUGCUUGGUGCCAGCCUACUGACAGUGUUGGAAGUGUUUGAUUUCAUGUUUAUUUCUGUCUUCUCGGGGGUGUUUGAAAAGAACAAAGUUAACUCCAAAUAAGCAUGGGUGAUCGAAAUGAUAAAAAAACCCCAAAAAACAGGAAUAAUAUGUAUGACUGUUUUGAUUUGGGCUACAGGUGGCUAAUUUACUUAUUUAUGACAGACAGUGAAGAUUUAUUUUGUCAAUGGACAAUAAAUGUCUGCCAUCUAUCAUGA
Messenger RNA from Haliotis rufescens (red abalone), 1513 nucleotides. RefSeq names its product acid-sensing ion channel 1A-like. Lineage: Eukaryota; Metazoa; Mollusca; Gastropoda; Lepetellida; Haliotidae. Gene Ontology annotation, molecular function: ligand-gated sodium channel activity. The record is from RefSeq and is a predicted model, not a curated record. Gene Ontology annotation, cellular component: membrane. Gene Ontology annotation, biological process: sodium ion transmembrane transport. The transcript is spliced from 5 exons. Bases 51 to 1358 code for a protein of 435 amino acids.